UUUUUUUUUUCUUCUUUUUUUUUUUCUUUUUUUUUCCUUAUAACGGCACGUCACCUUCUUCAACGUCCAUCUUCACAGCAGCACUCUGGUGGUUACCUUCGUUUCAUCAUCAACUUGUUCAACAAGAGUUGGCCGGAUCGGAUCGGCGCUCUCUGAACAUACCUGAAAGUAGAAGAGACGAAAGACCUCUGCCAUUCAACCGCCAAUCCGAAGCACUGAUACAUAUUCCGCCACCCCCCAUCUCCAACCAGCAAAAAUGUCCGAAUCUGAACUUGCAAGCUGGUACAGCUGGAUCACCGGAGCGAGUCUGCUCCCCGCAGAGUGGAGCUACGGCUUGGAGGUAUUGACUGGAAUUUUUAAAACGCUGGCUCUGGUACCCAUGCUCCCUAUCAUCGCAUUGGUCGUGUACGACUUCACCCUUUGGAUGUGGAGGCUUCUCAUCAUCGGCAGGAACCCGCAACGAGAAGCCAUCGAGUAUAUGACGGGAGGCAGCGUCGCAGCUAGCCCGAGUGGCAGCUUACCUACAACGCCUUUGCGCAUCGGUUCGCCGACCAAAGGAUCGCUAUCGCCGACAGGAGGCAAUUCGGCCCACAAGGACGUGGCGACAAAGGGCACAACGACAGGCUUGGCGAUGAAUGAUUCAACGCCGAUUGUUCUGAGGAAAGGAGGGGAUGGUGGAGAUGUCAAGGUCACACAGGAAGGAGCGAGAUCGCGACCAUGAUGGAUGAAACAUCGGCGCAGGCAUGGAAAGAGUAACAACAAGCGGUGCUAUCAAACGAAAUGGUUUACAGAACAGCGCAACAAGAGCCGAGAAA
This is a messenger RNA of Neurospora crassa OR74A, 815 nucleotides long. RefSeq lists its product as hypothetical. The coding region runs from base 257 to 721 and encodes 154 amino acids. The record is from RefSeq and is a predicted model, not a curated record. Lineage: Eukaryota; Fungi; Ascomycota; Sordariomycetes; Sordariales; Sordariaceae. The transcript is spliced from 2 exons.